This is a messenger RNA of Mandrillus leucophaeus (drill), 4872 nucleotides long. It is a transcript of the gene PSD4, whose product is annotated as pleckstrin and Sec7 domain containing 4. The record is from RefSeq and is a predicted model, not a curated record. Gene Ontology annotation, molecular function: phospholipid binding; protein binding; guanyl-nucleotide exchange factor activity. Lineage: Eukaryota; Metazoa; Chordata; Mammalia; Primates; Cercopithecidae. The coding region runs from base 191 to 3358 and encodes 1055 amino acids. Gene Ontology annotation, cellular component: ruffle membrane. The transcript has 17 exons. Gene Ontology annotation, biological process: regulation of ARF protein signal transduction.
ACUGGGCAAGCCGACUGUGCAGCCAGGAAGUGCUCUUGGGGACCCCAGGCCAAGCCAUCCCUUCUUGGGUCCUUUGGAGGGUAGACAUGGAUUCCCAGUUACCCCAGCGGCCGGCGCUCCCCCUAGUCCACACAGUGAGACUGUGAAAACAGAUACUCCGGGGGACUCCUGCACAGCUUUUGCUCUAUGGAUGAUGGGUGACCACAGACUCUCUGGUCAACCCCAGCCCGUGGAAAUUCUCAACCCGUACUUGGGAGACAGCCUGGAGCCCCACCCAGGAGAGCGCCCAAGGGAAACGUGCAGCCAUGAGGAUCCACCGGAGCCUUGCGAGGGGCAAACCUGGGCCACUGAUGCUCCUGAACCUACCAGACAAAAUGCUCCUCCCUGGGGCUCCAGUGUGGAGCUCACACACCUGGGGAGCUGGGUCCAUCAGGACCGGCCGGAGCCUUGCGAGGAGCAAACCUGGGCCACUGACUCUCCUGAAUCUACCAGACAAGAUGCUCCUCCCUGGGGCUCUGGUGUGGAGCUCACACACCUGGGGAGCUGCUCUGCCCAGGGGGAGCACAGGCAGAGCACAGCAUCACCAGGGUCACCUGCGAACAGCCAUCUACUGGGGAGCCCACAGCAGAACCGGAGCACGUCCACGCAGGUAGUGUUCUGGGCAGGCAUCCUGCAGGCCCAGAUGUGUGUCCUAGACCUGGAGGAGGAGCUGGAGAAGACGGAAGGGCUCAAGGCUGGGCUGAAAUGCUGUCUCCCCACACCCCCUGUGGACCUCCCUGGGGUCACGGGCCUGCACUCCAGCCCACCUGAGGAUGAAGACUCAGGGGAAGACAGCAGCGAGCCUGAGGGGGAGGGCCAGGCAUGUCUGAGAGAGGGAACCCCAGACUCUUCCCCACAGUGGGUAGCCGAGGAGGAGAGCAUGUUCUUCAGCAACCCGCUCUUCCUGGGGAGUCCUUUCUCAGAGAACAGUGCUUCUGGAGAGUGCUUUUCCUGGGGGGCUUCAGACUCCCAUGCAAGUGUGAGGACUGGAGCUGAGAGCCCAGCCACUCUGGAGACUCAGCUCUCAGAAGACACGGUGCUGUGGGAACUGGAAAGUGAGCCGGAUGUGGGGGACAGUGCUGCUACCAGUGGGCAUCGUACCCCUCCAUUCCCUGUGCCCGUCUAUAAACCACACUCCAUCUGCUGGGCCUCAGUGGCUGCCGCUGAGGGGGCUCCUGCAGCACCUCCUGGUCAGGGGGAGAGUGAGGGAGAUAGGCUUGGUCCUGCUCCAUCUGCAGCACCGUGUGUGGACGAAGCAUUGACCUGGGAAUCAGGAUGUAUCGGAUCUGAUCUUGGCCCUGCUGCGCAUCCUGUGCAAUCUUGGGCCUCUCCCAGCCCUGAGGGCUGGCAGGGAGGAGGUCCUUUUUGGCCCCAGGUGACUCUUAACUCCCAGGACAGAGAUGAGACAGAGGCUGGGCACCUCCAGGAAUCUGCUCCCACCUUGGCCCCCAGCCCCUGGAGGAGCCCAGCUUCUUCUCCAGAGCCUAGCAGCCCAGAAUCUGAGAGCAGAGGCCCUGGUCCCAGGCCCAGCCCUGCAUCGUCUCAGGAGGGCAGCCCACAGCUUCAACACCACAGCUCAGGCAUUUUGCCCAAGUGGACACUAGACGCUUCACAUUCUUCACUCUUGGAGACGGAUGGGGAAGAGCCAAGGUCCUUGAAGAAAAAGGAGGCAGGGGAGGCCCCAAACCCAGGCGAGGACGUAAAGAGUGAAGGAAUAGCCAGGCCUGCAGAGACUGGAGACAUCCAGCCUGACAUUCACCUGACUUCGGCAGAACAUGAGAGUCUGAGGACACCGAUGAACUCUUCUAGGCUUCCUGGAAGCCCUAUGCCCCAAGCACGGUCCCCAGAGGAAGGCCAGAGACCACCAGCUGGAGACAAGCUAGCUAAUGGCAUCAGGAACAACAAGGUAGCCUGGAACUUGGCCUCACGCCUCUAUCGCCUGGAGGGCUUCCGGAAGUCUGAAGUGGCUGCCUACCUGCAGAAGAACAAUGACUUUAGCAGGGCUGUGGCUGAGGAGUACUUGUCCUUCUUCCAGUUUGGAGGCCAGAGCCUGGACCGAGCCCUCCGGAGCUUCCUCCAGGCCUUGGUGCUCAGUGGGGAGACUCAGGAACGGGAGCGAAUCCUCUACCAGUUCUCCAGACGCUUCCACCACUGCAAUCUGGGGGUCUUCCCCUCAGUAGAUUCUGUACACACCUUGACAUGUGCAAUCAUGCUCCUUAACACGGACCUGCACGGACAGAACAUUGGGAAGAGCAUGAGCUGCCAGGAAUUCAUAACCAACCUGAACGGGCUGAGGGAUGGCGGGAACUUCCCCAAGGAGCUGCUGAAGGCCCUCUACUGGUCUAUCCGCAGCGAGAAGCUCGAGUGGGCCGUGGAUGAAGAAGACGCAGCCAAACCUGAGAAGGCCCGGCCGUCCCUGCCAGCUGGCAAGAUGAGCAACCCCCUCCUUCAGCUGGCUCAGGAUCCCACGGUGCCCACCUACAAGCAGGGCAUCCUGGCUCGGAAGAUGCAUCAAGAUGCAGAUGGCAAGAAGACGCCAUGGGGCAAGCGUGGCUGGAAGAUGUUCCACACCUUACUGCGAGGGAUGGUUCUCUACUUCCUGAAGCAGGGAGAAGACCACUGCCUGGAGGGGGAGAGCUUGGUGGGGCAGAUGGUGGACGAGCCCAUCGGGGUGCACCACUCGCUGGCCACCCCUGCCACCCAUUACACCAAGAAGCCGCAUGUCUUCCAGCUGCGCACGGCCGACUGGCGCCUCUACCUCUUCCAGGCACCCACUGCCAAGGAGAUGAGCUCCUGGAUCGCGCGCAUCAACUUGGCUGCGGCCACACACUCCGCGCCGCCCUUCCCCGCCGCCGUGGGCUCCCAGCGCAGAUUCGUGCGGCCCAUCUUGCCGGUGGGCCCCGCCCAGAGCUCCCUGGAGGAGCAGCAUCGAUCCCAUGAGAACUGCCUGGACGCUGCCUCGGACGACCUGCUGGAUCUUCAGAGGAACUUACCGGAGCGGCGGGGCCGCAGCCGCGAGCUGGAGGAGUACCGCCUGCGGAAGGAGUACCUGGAGUACGAGAAAACCCGCUACGAGACCUACGUGCAGCUGCUGGUGGCCCGCCUGCACUGCCCCUCCAAUGCUCUGGACCUGUGGGAGGAGCAGCUGGGGAGGGAAGCUGGAGGCACUCAGGAGCCCAAGCUCAGCCUGAAGAAGUCCCACUCAAGCCCGUCCCUGCACCAGGAUGAGGCUCCCACCACAGCCAAGGUGAAGCGCAACAUCUCAGAGCGCAGAACCUACCGGAAGAUCAUCCCCAAGCGGAACCGCAAUCAGCUGUGAAGCCAGCACCACCUCAGAGACACCGGCCCCUGCUCCAGGGUACACUUGAGAUGGACCUCCCUGGAGGAGACUGAUUUCAAUGAGUCCACCAUGACGGAUGAGGCACCUCCUUUCCCCGCUGAAGGACAAACCUCAUUUCCCUGUGGCCCUCAUUCUCAUGCUCACUGAAGCUUUCCUAAUACUGCUGUGCUGCCCCCCACCCCCAUGGCAGUCCCUCCGGAGCCCCAGUCCCUGGCCACGCCCAAGGGAAGAGGGAGGUUGAGGACUUGACUUUCCUCCCGGAGCUCAUCCCAUGUCACCCUGCAGGCCCCAGAAUCCAGACUGGCCUCAUUUCCUAGACCUGCUGGGAACUCAGCACUUGUUUAAGAACCAGUGCAUACGUGGUGUGGCCUUGGCUUCUGGGGGAGAACUUGGGGAAGCAGAGGCCCCUGGGCAACCCAGCCAGGGGAGCCACAGUCCUGAGAAUGGUCUUGCUCUGGGAAUUAGUUGAUCUUCCUGGGGAGGCCCCAGGAGAGUGAAUCAGGGACUCUUGAGAGAUUCCCAACCAGCCUCCUGUGACCCAGGGAGCAGGGUCGCUAAGGUCCUGCCCACUGAAGGGACAGCCUUCUGGGCAGGGACCUUGGGGGGCUUCAAGGGCUCCGCAUGGCUGUGGGGCCCCGUGCCUUUGUCUCCUUUCCCCCUACAGUCGUCCUUUCCCCUGAAGCAGAUGAAACAGUCUCACAUACCCAACUGCCCAUCAACAGAGCAGGGCUGAUGGUGUGAGUGAGGGCUGGGAGGGGUGGGGCCUCCAGAGCUUUGCAGCGAACCCUGGAACCCUGGGAACAAGGAGCCUUUGUUCCAACAGAGCAGGGAAGGAGGUUCUCUAGGUUCAGACCACUGGAGAGGAUAGAGCAGUAAAAGGUGGCGACAGUUUCCCUUAGGGGUCUGCCUGGCAGGAGCCACGGCUCAGGAGAGUUGUGAGGGAUGGGAUGGAGGCUGGAGACCAGGUGAGGCCCAGGCCAGGCUUGGGAGACUCUUCUGUGCUCCUUCCUACACAUGCCUUAAAGCUUCCUUCCUGUGGGGUGCCUGGACCCCUUCCCCAUCUCUGGCAGCUCAGAGGGUCUCUGCUGCUCUCCCCUGGGAAAUCCCCUCGUCCUGCCCUCUGGCUGCCUCCCAGCUGGACUUGUUCUCUGAGGGAGGUUCCGGAGACUCAUGGACUUGGGGCUCUGCCUGUAGGAAGGAGGCUGGGCCGGAGGGAGCAGCCACCAUUGUCUCUGUUCAGCCAAGUGUGCAAGUAGGCUGCCCGCCAAGAGGGGGCCUCUGCUACCCACUGCUGCCUGCCGGCUGACGCACUGCCUCCCUAGCCUUCCUGCUGGGCCACCCUCCUCCCUUCCCAUGCUUGUUGUAAUCAGCUCUGGGGCCUGGACCUCCACAAAGGAAGGCUGGCCCUUGGAGGCCAUGUUUGGGUCUCCGGCCAGGUCCUGGGGCUAGGCCAUGCACCCAAUGGGUGCACAAUAAAUACAGGUCAACAAAGA